Molecule: messenger RNA, 5934 nt
Organism: Phasianus colchicus (ring-necked pheasant)
Lineage: Eukaryota; Metazoa; Chordata; Aves; Galliformes; Phasianidae
Source: RefSeq, a predicted model, not a curated record
CUCCGCAGGGAGCCCCCACUCCCCCUGCAAAAGUUUUGGGCACGAUCCACUCUGUCACUCGGGACAGCGGUGCGUGAGGCAGCGCGGAGGUGUGUGCAAAUGUUGACGGACUUUAAAUUUUGGAGCCAUCCAGUGCGAGGUUUCAAGUAACCCCAUCCCUUCUUUGUCUCUAGGCUCGCUUCUCAGCGUAACCAAUUGUCUCCGAGUGGCUCUGGAGGCAGACCCGAGCGGUCGCCGUGCGUGUUUAUGGAGACAAAGGAGGGAAGAAGCAUGUCCCGUCUGUCUCUAACACGGUCCCCAGUUUCUCCUCUGGCUGCUCAAGGAAUUCCUCUCCCAGCUCAGCUCACCAAGUCGAAUGCUCCUGUGCACAUCGAUGUAGGAGGACACAUGUACACCAGCAGCCUGGCUACCCUGACCAAGUACCCAGACUCCAGAAUAAGUCGUCUGUUUAAUGGCACAGAGCCUAUUGUCUUGGACAGUUUAAAACAACAUUAUUUCAUUGAUCGAGAUGGUGAGAUUUUCAGAUAUAUAUUAAGCUUCCUAAGGACAUCUAAGCUACUGCUCCCAGAAGACUUUAAGGACUUUAAUCUUUUAUAUGAAGAAGCAAAGUAUUACCAGCUGCAGCCAAUGAUUAAGGAACUUGAGCGAUGGAAACAAGAGAAAGAACAAAGGAAACAUUUCCAGCCUUGUGACUGCUUGGUUGUAAGAGUGACUCCAGAUCUGGGGGAAAGAAUUGCAUUGAGUGGGGAGAAAGCUUUGAUAGAAGAGAUCUUCCCUGAGACGGGGGACGUCAUGUGCAACUCUGUAAACGCAGGCUGGAACCAAGACCCUACCCACGUUAUUAGGUUUCCUUUGAACGGAUACUGCCGGUUGAAUUCAGUGCAGGUGCUUGAAAGAUUAUUUCAGAAGGGAUUUAAUAUGGCAGCUUCCUGCGGUGGUGGGGUGGAUUCCUCUCAGUUCAGCGAAUACGUGCUGUGUCGUGAAGACAGACGACCGCAACCUACCCCAACGAUCAGAAUAAAACAGGAGCCCCUGGACUAGACCCUACCUGUACUCCUCUGUAACCAUAGAAGUGUUUAAUAGUCCCUUAUGUGAAACACUAAGGAUUUGCAAAACAGUAUUAGCAAACAGAUUUUGACUUUAUGUUGCCAAUUAGUGGUAUUCUGAAACUACCUGUCACAUAGCCAGCCAUGAAACGCGUUUGAAAAAUCAGCUGUCUGCUCUCCACGAUGAAAUUACUGAGCAUGCUCAGCAUACCAGGCUCGGUGGGAACGUACUUUGAGCUGAGCAGCUGUGGUGGUGAAAAAGGCAAAGCUUCGUACAACCCUGACCCCAGAACGGACUUCUGCAGAAAGAGCAAUUAAAGCAAUUUGAAUCUAUCAGCAGCAGAAGUGAUUCCGACAGCCUUCCCAACAACACCCCGAGACGUGACAUGCAGAAGUGCGGCCUCCGAGAGGAAGAUGGUACAUCACAAACUGCACUGAGAACCUCCCCUGGCUGCCAUACCUCCUCAUAUCAGAUGUGCUUUACACCUCCGUACCGUUACGUUACACUUCUGUGAUUGUACUCAUUCAUGCUAGCAAAUGGCUUAUUUUUAUACAACAUUUCCAACUGAAAUAUCUUUCUGUGGACAGAGUCUAGAAUCAGAAAAGGACCGAUUUAUAGUCAACUGGUGCUCAGUACUGAAAAACAAGCAAACAGACCAAACAAAAAAAAAAGCAACAAAAAAUUGAAAGGCCAAUUAUGGCAAUACAUGCAAAAGUAGGGAUUUGGAAGCACAACAUAAAACUCCGUCAAACAAGGGCCACAUACCUAUGGUGGAGCUGUAGCUCUCUCAAAGCCAGUCGUGUUUUGACUCAGAAACUAAGUUUUGCAUCAUAAAGGAAUCGUGGCUCUGCCACUUCUUGUUGUUCAUUUAUGAACCACGUUCAUGGGGACAACCAACUCUUUAUGGGUCUGGAAUUUUUGCAAAAAGAUGUUAAAACCCUCUACCUUCCACUGUCCGAUGAAAGCAGGCCAUGGUUUGUUUAGAUUGUUUUUCCUCUAUAUUUUAAACUAUUAUUAAAAUGCCAAUUGUGUAUCUGCCCUCUAUCUGUUUAAUUUUCUCUUCAAACAAGCCCACUGUCUGUAGGAGGUUACUGUUCCUUUCAUGAAUCAGUAUCAACUCUCUGACUUACAGGGCUUCCUAACUCAGGAGACAGCACCAUGUUUGCAGGUGCAAGGUUAUAAAUAGCAUUCUGCUAAAUCCUCUUUAUUGCUGUUUAGCACAAUUGGAUCCUCAAUAACUAAUUCACGUGUUAAUCACAAUUUAGUUUCUCCCAUGUUCAUUUAUAGAAUACUGUUGUAGAUGCUGAAUUCUAAUUAAACUUUUUAGAUGCAUAAAUAUGGCCAUACAUAACAGUAUUUGAUGGUUAACAAUUCUUUAAUACCAAAAGAUUACAAUCAGGCAAAAUAAAGACUCAAGUUUAUGACUGAUAUGUUUGAAGUGAGGAGCUGUACUAAAUACGCAAAGCUGCAACCUCGGCAGAGGUCUGGCUUUUUGGAUAAAUGUGGGAUGCCUGCCAAUGGAAAAUCAGACCUCAGCAGGUUUUUUCAUCCUGGUUGCCCAAAUCAGAAAUCUCUUAGGAAAUUCUUAGCCUAUACAUAUUGGCCUGCUAACUUAGCAAAACCGUUGAGCAAAUCUGUCUACUUCAAAAGAGUUGUAAAGUUAUUUUAUUUUGUGGUUUUAUACUUGUAUGACACUCUAAAGUUCCUAGGCAUUGCCAUAUUUGAAUAUAUGGCACAACAUUCACCUUUGUAUGUAAGAUACCUGUAGAAUUGUAUAUUAUACAUUUAAUAUUGUAAAGAACUUAACGUAUAAUUGUCAUGUAUUUGUGUAUGCACAUUUCUUAUACAGUACUUCAUGCCAUAAACAUUUCUGUAAAGUAAAUGAUCAAAAAUAAGCAAGUAGGGUGGAACACUCACUGUAUCUCCCACGUUGUUUGAAAGGUGAGAAGUUCUGAUUGCAUCUCCUCUGGCCUUUUGCUCCAUUCAGCUUGAUGUAGCCACGUCUUACAAAAAGAGAAGGAAAAAAUGGUUUUAUUUAUUACUUUCAUACAUCGAGUUGACUUGAAGUUCAAAAUAUCCUUAAAUAGUCCAUUCUGCUCCUUGUUUUUAUCCUAUGUAUGCUUUUGUCCUGCAUUUCUGUCUAGGGAGACUUAGUACUAGCAGAGGCUGAACGCAUGUCUGUGCAUCCUCCUCCUUUCGUUACCUCUCAGCUAGGAGAUAAAGGUGAAUAUGUCACGCUUACAUUUAAAAACACCCCGUUGUGCCAUUCUUACUCAGGCAAAGCCACCGCAGAGGUGCACCUGGGUUGUCUGCCAGCAGGAGCGGCUGCUGCGUACCUGCGUGGUGCUGAGCAUGGCCCACUUGCACUGAAGUUCAAGGCAGCCAGCUCUCUUACACACUUGGAAGCAGGGCGCGUUUAGGUGUAUGUGGACAGUCACUGGAAGUAUUUGUGGUUGGUUGGUUGGUUUUUCUUCAGUUUGGUGUUUACCGUUCGUUUUUCUGCUCAGUAAGGCAGCUCCAGCACUUCGGGCAGUUUGCAAAGGUGGCAUCGUGAAAAGUUCCAGGCUGCGCCAGCCACGUUCAUGUGAACUUGAGACAGAAAGUUUGAGCCAUGACAUCACAGCAUUAACUGCAGAAUAGCACUAAGUCAAGGAAGACAUGUGGAAACAAUCACUUUGUUAGAAGAAAUAUGCCUUUAAAAAAAAAAAGUUAAGCUAGGACACAUUUUUUUAGUUAGUAACUUCAGGUCACUUAUUUAAAGUUUAUUACAGUUUCAUUUAUAUCUUUUUUACUUAUUUCCCUGUAUUCUUAGGCAGCAAUAUCAGCAAAAACCAAUUUGAAUUUUUACUUCUGGCCUUAAACUAUAGCAACGUAACUUAAUUAAGAACAUUGCUUAGUGUUGCUAAAACAGGUUUUAAAAUAUCGCAGAAUCUCCAAUAAAACUGUGGUGUGCAGCCAGCAAAUGUUUUCAUUACGAAGGCCAGAAAGCAAACGUAGCUUGGUUUUAACCUAAUUUGAUGGAACAGAAUUGUUCUGACCCUUUUUUUGCUGAGCACCGAAGCUGUGGCCUAAAGAUCAGUCUUUGCAAGCCCUUUUUGUACAACCCCGUGGCACCGCUCCGUUCCCACAUCUGAAAAGAAAUGGAUGAAUGUUAUGUUGUGCUUAUUGGACCGAUCGCCCUUGAAAAGGCAACUGUUGAGUGCAUUCAUUCACUGCAUUAAUAGCAUCAAGGUUUGUUGACAAUUUUAUUAGAUGUUUAACAAAGGAUAAGAAUCAGCACAACAAAACAUUGAAGUAUUUGGUUUUAAUAUUUCUUUGUGGGUAUCCUGUUAAUAUUUUAAUGCAAAAUGUUUCUGAACAGUGCUUAAGAACUACCAGACAAUGUGAAAUUCAUGUUUGAUAAAUUAAUACUAUGUCACUCGAUGUGUUACUUUAGUAAAUUGUUUUAUUUCUUUACAAAAUAAGUACAAAUAAGGGAGUAUGUUUUCACACAAAUUGGGGGUAUUUACGAGUAUGUACAGAAAUCAUCAAAAUAACGUAAUUCUAAUAAACACAAGGCCUUUAUAAACAAUAUGUACAAAUUAUCAAUACAUUUAAAACAUAAUUUUACACUUCCUGGCCUUAAAUACCUUAUGAAUAAUCUUUUGGCUAAAUAGCAGCAGUAUAAAUUUUCUUCUGCUUUUCAUAAACCUUAAAAAAUAAUUAAAACUUUUGUUUUUAAAACUAUUGGACAAAUAGUUCUAUUUGUGCUUUCGCUACGGUUUCCCAUUAAAAAAAAAAAUAUUGCCUCAAAAAAGUGGCAAGCAUAACGUAGUAAAAAUCAAAAAGAUAAAUAAGCAAAUGUCUCCCUUCCACGGUUACCGGUAAUACUGUCACGUCUGAAGUACGACUCGUGCCCACCUCCUUGCUGAGCAAUCCUAUCCAAUACCCACUUAAAAAGACUCGAACUAACUUUGCUUGGCUCUGGUGUGGGCCCCCGAAAAUCCAAUUCAGCAAAGCGUUUAAAAAGCAUUCAUCCCACCAUAAGUACUUACAACUACCCAUAUGCUUAAAGUCAUGCACCUGUUCAUGAGCCUCUCUGGACUGGAGUCCUCAGGUCCAAUCGUCCACGGUAAAGCACCACCGCCAGUCCCCGCAGCACCCGCCCCCAGGGCACACCUGGCUCUCGUGACUGCCAGGGGGGAACCAGAUCCCAAAAGCUUCCUUUACAGUGACUUGAAUAAUCCAUAUAGAAUACUCUAAAAUCUUUCCCAAACAAUACUCUCUUUUAUAACCAUCAUUAAACCAUACUCUUUGCAAUAAAUAAAUUAAGAUAUUUUUAGAAAAUAAAAGAAUUCAUGUCACUAACUGCUACAAAUGUGCAAAAGGUUGAAGAGAUUAAGAAAACAACGGGAAACUACUCAAUGGACUGCAGCUGGGACCCAAACACACAGAUUUCAUACACUUAGGAUUUGGUUCAGCAAAUGGCUGAAGGAAUGCGCUGUGCUGUAAAAGCGAGAAUCCUAAAUAUAUCAAAUUUGUGGCAGCGUGCAUUGGUUAUUCUUUUAGCUGUGCAAAAAAUUGCAAUUAUAUCUAAUCUAACAGGUAUUACCAUGGUUAGUGGAAUAGUGCUGGCAAACCUUAAAGGAAAACCAGCACUGUCAGUGAACACAAAGGUUUUCCCCGUUCAGGUCCCAAUCCUCCUGGCCAUGACAUCUUCGUGAGCCACUGCGGCAUUCUUUCCAUUUAUGUAACUUCAAUGCCACCUAUUUUAGCCUUAUCUAAUGUGGCCAAACGCAGUAAGCCUUUGAAGUUGGUUACAUCUGUGGAUUUAACAUUUUAAAACCUUUUGCACAUUUUUUUUUUUCUUUUUUACAUAAAGGGAAUUUAUUGCAUGUGUCUGACAGU